AUGGUGCAGAAGGCAUCGCAGGUAGCUCAGACCUUAGUGCAGGAAGCUCAAGUUGGUGGCCCAAAUGCUGCCCUUCGUUAUGCUUGUACACUAUCCAAGCAGUUCGUUUUCAGCCAACUGGCAUUGGUCAUGUAUGAAGUCAACCGUUGGCCGCCAUUACAUGCAGUUGCACAGAUGGCUGUUCCCACUGCAGCUCACUUGGCCGAGAAUUACAACAAAGUUUUUCAACAGGCUGAGGCAGCCGCCACCCCCACAAAGGAGGGCGAUGCAGCCACUUCAAUUGAAAGUGAAUCAGAUGAGGUUCAGGAAGUUGUGACCUAG
Messenger RNA from Ilex paraguariensis (yerba mate), 321 nucleotides. NCBI's taxonomy places the organism in Eukaryota, Viridiplantae, Streptophyta, Magnoliopsida, Aquifoliales, Aquifoliaceae. The record is from the annotation of a GenBank genome assembly.